Molecule: messenger RNA, 759 nt
Organism: Aspergillus bombycis
Lineage: Eukaryota; Fungi; Ascomycota; Eurotiomycetes; Eurotiales; Aspergillaceae
Product: PRP38 family protein
Exons: 1
Coding region: 1-759 (252 amino acids)
Cellular component (GO): precatalytic spliceosome
Source: RefSeq, a predicted model, not a curated record
AUGGCAUCCCACCGCGCUGAUGCCAGUUCCCUCCUCGACAACCGCGGCUACUCCGGUCCGUUAGUCCGCGGUGUCAAUCCGGCCACUCUAUUCGAAAAAGCCGUGCGCGACCGCAUCACGGACUCUUACUACUGGAAGGAACAAUGUUUCGGAUUGAACGCCGCAACGCUGUGCGAUCGCGCAGUUGAGCUGACCUCCAUCGGAGGAACGUACGGCGUUUCCGAGAAGCCCACGCCAUUCCUCUGUCUCGCAUUCAAGAUGCUGCAACUAAACCCAGACCGGGACAUCGUACUGGAGUACCUAAAUUUCACCGACCCGGUCAACGACGAGGAUGGGGAACAGACAGCGACGGAGCAAGCCGAGAACGGUGUGGUCAAACAACAAGGUGACUUCAAGUACCUACGGGCUUUAGCGGCAUUUUACGUCCGUUUGACCUUCGACGCGGUGGACGUGUACAAGACGCUAGAACCGCUUCUUCUUGAUUAUCGAAAGUUGAAGCGACGCGUGCGCGAUUCGGUCGUUCUUACGUAUGUGGACCAAUUCAUCGAUGAUCUCCUCACCAAGGAUCGUGUGUGUGGUACGAGUCUGUGGAAGUUGCCUUCGCGACAGCAGUUGGAGGAUUUGGAUCUUUUGGAGGAACGGAUCAGCCCGUUGGCUGCUGAGUUAGAGGAGAUGGACAAUGAGUAUGAGGAGAAUGAGGAGAAUGAGGAGGGUCAGGCUAGUGAUGCUCGGUCAUCUGAUGAUGCCGGCGAUGAUUGA